GGUGGGGAGACCGAGGUCCCGGCUCCUCCAGCCCCUUCCGCUGCCCCUCCUCUCUGCUCCUUGCGCCCGCUCUUCCCUUCCCGGCCGGGAAGGCGCCGGGCUUGGCCUGUCUCCCCGUAGCGGCAAAGCCAUGAGCUAGCGGCCCAUGCCGCCUCCUUUCCCUCCAGUCCUCCCGCGCUUCUCCUCCCGCGGGGAGCGAGUGCGGCCCGACCCUCGGCGGGCCCGGGGGCUGCCCGCAGAGCCGGCCCGGCACAGCCUCGGCCCUGCCCGGGACCCCGGGUCGGCCGCACUCCCUCCGGCCUGCAUUCGGGGCUGGAGAUCCCUCCCCGGACCCUGAAGCGGGCUGGGAGGGACCUAGGGCUAGAGGAGGGCUCACCUCUCCGAGGGAUGGAGGGGAUACAGGCGGCGGCCGGACCUGCCAGUGGCGGCCCCCAAGAGCCCAAGACAGGGAACAGAAAAGCCAACCCCAUGGAGGUGACCUCAGCUGUGGGGAGAAGUCCUGAGCCACAGCCAGAUAACAGACACCUCUCACGACCCUGGACCUGCCCUUGGGAAGACACAACACCCAGCCUGAUGAGCCCCCAGCCUCCCAGGGCAGGGGGGGCACAGCUGCAAGGCUCCUCUGUGCUAGAGUCCAAGGUGAGGGCUUUGAAGGAGAAGAUGACAGCAGGUAAACAGGGGGCUAGCCCCUGUCCCACUUCCUAUGAACAGUCAUUCCCCAAGAAACCCAAAUGUAUACGAGUCCCGGCAGGUGGACCCAGGACUCCAUCAGAGGGGACUUUCAUGCCAGAUGCCGUGGUGGUCCCUCCUGCUCAGGACCUGACUGAUGGGCAGCUGACCAGCAGUGACAAUGAGGAGGCACCCAUGAGGAAUGGGAGCCUCAGGCCUCCCAGGCUACCUGCUCCUGGGUGUGAGUGUUGGAACACGCUUCCAGAAGCAAUGUGGACACUGCCUAACCAGGAGAGCGGUCUGCUGACAGAGCCCAGCUCUUUGCAAGAAAGCCCCAUCCGUGAAGUUACUCCCUGCCAGCCUGGGAGUCCUGGCCCUGGUAACAAAAUCAUCUCCACUCCCAGCAUGAGGAGAGGAAGCUCAUACCUGCUUCAAGAUGGUGUGGUCACAGGGGGAGACCUGGACAGCACAUCCCUGACUUCUGAGGAGGACUUCGUCCCCAGGACAGCCCUGCUGGGGAAUCUCUGGAGAGGUGGAGACCUGGGGCCACUCAGCACCGGAGGCAGCACCUUGUCCCUGUCUGAGCGGGUGGAGAGGAGCCGUCUGCUGCUGCAGAAGAUACUGAGUGUUUCUAGGUGCGGCCCCUCUAAGGCGGGGGCCCCAGCCUGGACUCCGUCAUGUGGCAGAGCUGCAGCAGAGCGAACAGCUGGGGAUGUGGAGUGGGACUGGGGUGACUCUCUGCAGGACUCAGACCAGAACAGGACCUUCGGUCCAAAGCCGGAGCCCGUGCUGAGCCCCAGGCAUGAAGAAGCCAAGCACCUGCUGCAGCGUGCCCGCAUGAAGGCCAGGACCCGGCCCCUCCGUGCCAGCCAUGACAUCGUGCCCACCACUGCCCUGGGCAGCCGAGAUGGCCAGAGGAGCCCAGCCCCGGCCCCCAGGGUGCCCGCCGCCUGCAGAGACAGCCUCCAGAACGGGAACGUGAGCGACUCCUCCAGCGGCGAGUCCAGCGGUGGGCAGCGGCCGCGGAGGGGCCCGUCGCCCUCGCACGUCCGCUUUGAGGACGAGUCCGCCCGCGAAGCCGAGUUCCGAUACCUGGAACGGCUGCAGCAGCGCCAGCGCCACGUGCUGGGGACGGUGCUGCAGGCAGCGGACCAGGGGCCCCUGCGCUCCAAACCGGACCUCGCAGACUAUAUCAACGGGGGCCUGCGGCUCUGGGACCCAGCGGAGGAGGCCUUGCACAGGCUUGAGCGCAGCCUGGACACGGGGGGCAGUGACAGGAAGUGCUGCACCUGCGGCGACUGUAUGGAGGACCGCCACCCCGCCCAGGGGAAGGCAGCCCCCGACCCGAGGGUCCUCCAGGAGCUGGAGGGGGUGCUGGUGGAGCCCCUGGGCUCCUGCGGUCUGUGCUCCCCGCUGCGGCUCCUCCCUGCCGAGCCAGGGCUCCCCUCACAGUGGAUCCGCGAAACCCACAUUGGCAAUACUGCGGUCCCAGAGGAGACGAACCCUGCGCUGGACUACACGGACACGGCAAACAGCUGCAGGGCCAACAGUGAAGAGGCCAGGACCUCUCAGGCCAGCAGGCCAUGUGGGCAAACACAGGGCAGCAGCCCUGGACUGCCGGGCUCCAGGCCGCGGGCAGGCCACAGGUGGUCCAGGACGCCUGAAAUGGAGCUACCCUGGGGCCCUCAGGCCCAGUGUCACCUGUCUGGGGUUGAUGGUGUGGAGGUGGGAGAUGAGGUGAAAAAAAGCAGAGGACACGCCCCCAGAGGAACUCUGUUUCUAAGAGAAGAUGCCCUCCGUAAACCUCCUGCCCUGGCAUCUAAGCCCACAUUACUGGGGUCCCAGUGGCAGCCAGGUGCAGGGCUGGGAGAUCACUGGGCUCCCCCCGCAGAGUCCAGGGCUCCAAGCAGGACAGCCCAUGCCAUGACCUCUUCCAUGAAGCUUGGGCCCUCAGGGCCAGGCAGUCAAGCCCGGGUUAUGGAAGGUCACAAGUCUGUUGAAAUUGCCUCUACUUCCUCCCUGCAACACAGCAAUGCAGAACCCUGUGCUCCCAACACCCAGCAGCCAGCAGCUUCCCUCUUCUCUCAAGGCUGGGUGCCAACUCCUCCCCCUUCAAGGAAAACCACCUCCCCUCUGUCUCACAGGAAGGUAGCCCUGGCUGGAUCCCGCAGGCUGGGGGACCAGGGAGAGCCUGUGAAUCCUUCAAGAAGUGGGGUUCUCAGGACUUGUGGGCAAACCCCAGCACAAGCUCAGUCCUGCAGCCCCGGAGUCAGGCACCCACUUCAGGGCCUGUCCACCAACAACUGCAACAACAGCGUGCCUUGGGGGCCACAGGAGCCCAGUGAUGGAGCUGUCCAUGAGGACAGGGUGGAGCAUGCUCUCUACAGCCAGGAGCUGGGGCUGCCCCAGGAGAACAGCAGAGAUGGAGGACCCCAGGGCUUUCCUGGCUCCGCAGACGUUGCCACCAUCAAUUCCACAAGCAUCACCCUCUCCCUGUUCUCAGAGGAGCCGGAGUCCAGCCAGGAAGCAGAUGGAGCCCUGCUGAGCACAGAGUCAGGAUCUAGAGAGUGUGUGCCACCCAGAGCACUGCCAGGGGCCAGCACGGGAUCCGGCUCACCCUUAGCUGUCCCUUCUGACAAGAACAAGAAAAGGAGCAACAGCAUCGUCUCCACCCUGGGGCUGAAAAAGUUCUUCUCAACUCUGGGCCAGAGUCCCCGGCCCAAGCUGGGCAAGGCCCGCAGCUACAGCGUGGAGCAGCUGCAUCCGACUGCACCUGGCCCGGCGUCACACGCCAGAGCCCCGUCGCUACAGUCCCUGCACCUGGUGUCACCCUCUCAUCAGCGUCGGAAGGCUGCCUCUUUUCAGAACCUCCAUUCUUUGCUGAGCGGCAAGGGGGAUCGGUCCAGCCUCUACGUGGUCGGUGGCCCAGGGGACCAUGGUGCAGCUGGCAGGGUGGCUAAGGCUCCGCCCCGGCGUGCUCUCAGCGUGGAGGAUGUGGGUGCCCCCAGUCUGGCUCGCACAGUGGGCCGUGUGGUGGAAGUGUUCCCCGAUGGCACGAGCCAGCUGCAGCUACAACGCUCCCCGGAGGGCACCUUUGGCUUCUGUGUGGCUUCUGGGAAUGGGCGCCGGGAUUCAGGGAUCUACGUGCAGGAGAUGGCUGAUGUGAGCACGGCCAAGCUGUACUCCGGGCUGCUGGGGGUGGGCGACGAGAUCCUCGAGGUGAACGGGGCGAAGGUGGCAGGGCUGGGCUUGGUUCACAUUAAGGAGCUCCUGGCCCACUCAGAGAGCUUGUUUGUCCGUGUCCUAAGGCAGAGGCCUGCUCCACGGUGACCCCCCUCCACAGUGUCACCCCUCAGAAGCUCUGAACCACCCCAUGGCGUUAGCUAGGAGUGAGCAGCACAGUGCUGCUUUGUGGCAGAGACACACAUCACGGUGUCAUCUGUGCCCUUGGGCUGUGGCAAUGCUGCUGUGACUAACUCCUCUGGGGGAGGCGAGGAGCUUGGUUGCAUGUUUUGUUUAAGGUCACUUAUGCAGAACUGGAGAAAGAAAAUACGGGUUGACAGGUCUGCCAUGGCGGAGAGUAUCCACAUCAACUUGCACCUUUCUUGGCAAGGGGAUGAGAGUGCUUUGGUGGGUCCCUGAGUGCAGCCUCCACUCCAGGUACGGGUCCCUGUCAAAAGCUCCCCUCGUUCCCAGCACCCCAGGACCAAAGAUUAAGUGCUUAGCCGUCUUGGCCGUGAGCCCUAGUGGUUCUCGGCCAUGUCCCUCCACCCUCCCACUCAUCACCUCUGCUCUUUAACCAGGGACGGGCAAGUGUCCUAGAGUAACACCCUUACAGCCAACCCCAAAUCAGAAUGUGAAAUGUGUGGUCUGACAAAAGAGUUUUAUGCCCCUUUUGGGUGUGAGAAUAUCUGGGAGAUGUUAUCUGGUAGCCAGAAUACGAAAAAUUUCUAGGGAAUUUUUAUGAUGUAUAAAGCUGAAGUAAAAAAAGGAAACCAAGACCAACUUCAGGGAAAUGCAGCUGUGGUGGCCAAGAUCCAGCUCAGUCCCCCACCCACCAUCCGCACCCCGCUCUCUGGCCCUGCCCUCUGCCCCUGCCUGGGUGGAAGUGGGCCUGCUGUGGCCUGGCCUGCAAGGGCCUCUGUCUUAGUUCUCCUGUCCAGUUUGGAGACAGGAGGUGGGCAGCAGGGAGUGGGUGGUAUGUGUCAGUCUUAAAUUAUUAAAAAUCCAAGCUGAAGCUUUUUCCAUUUUGAGUUGCUCAGU
Messenger RNA from Nycticebus coucang (slow loris), 4932 nucleotides. Its product is annotated as KIAA1614 ortholog. Gene Ontology annotation, molecular function: protein kinase C binding. Gene Ontology annotation, cellular component: nucleus; cell cortex; apical plasma membrane. The record is from RefSeq and is a predicted model, not a curated record. NCBI's taxonomy places the organism in Eukaryota, Metazoa, Chordata, Mammalia, Primates, Lorisidae. Gene Ontology annotation, biological process: establishment or maintenance of cell polarity; centrosome cycle; regulation of cellular localization. The transcript has 10 exons. Bases 388 to 3999 code for a protein of 1203 amino acids.